Molecule: messenger RNA, 1977 nt
Organism: Zeugodacus cucurbitae (melon fly)
Lineage: Eukaryota; Metazoa; Arthropoda; Insecta; Diptera; Tephritidae
Product: HUWE1-associated protein modifying stress responses
Exons: 6
Coding region: 895-1668 (257 amino acids)
Source: RefSeq, a predicted model, not a curated record
CCACUACCAAAAAGUUAUAUUUCAUUACUCGUUCAUUGAAUUUUGACAAUUAAACUACAUGUAGUGAGUGGAAAUUCAAUUAAUUUCGUAAAGUUAUUAAUCAAUGCGUUGGAAAAAUACAUAACACCACGUUUGUGACAAAACAAAAAUAGAUAGUUUAAUAGAAAUAUAGAAAAAACUGAAGUAACAUAGCAGACGCCUAACAAAAGCAAAAUCCGUAGGAGCACAAAGAGGAUAGAAGAAUCUACAACAAUAACGAUUAGACGAGUGAAAUAAGAAAAUUUUUGGUUUUUUGUGUAUUAUACAUAUUUGUUGCGUAGUGAAUCAGCUAGAAUCUUUCUCCUCGGUGCUGUUUUUUAGGUAAUUUCGCAAGAAAUACAAAAUAAAUAUAUGUGAAAGCAAUAUAAAAACACUUAGAACUUUUCAAUAUUGCAUAUUAUUUAGUUGUAACGGGAAGUAGUUAGGAACCACCCUGUGCAUGCAUAAAAUAGCAAUAAAAACAUAUGAAUGUCGCAGAAUAAGCAAUCGCAGAAAACGGGAAACAUGGUUCGGUUUUGCUUGACUGUUGUGCGAAGUAAACUGAUCGAAAUAAUAGCAGCAAACGAAGAAGACGACUGCAGGCAGUAGAAUAUAUUCAUCAUCAAGUUAUAUUUCACGCGCAGCGAAACUGACAAUAGACGGUAGCACAGCACUAGCAACGAGAGCAGUCAGUUUUCUAACUAAAGUGUUUGCUACUGUGCUAAAGAACAUAAUAUACACGUAUAUUCAACUUAAAUACAUACUGCCGCUAUAUAUUAAAAUAUAGUUUAUAAGAUAACAAAAAAAAAAAGAAACGGGCAGAAAUAAACGAAGUAACAUCUAAACGUUCAGUGAGUACAUAGAGCAGCUGAAAAAAUGCAACAAGAUUGCAGUGAAGAAAGUUGGCUGGAAGAGCAAUGUCAUCGGGAGAUCAACGCCCAACACGACGAGCACGAACGCGACUACGUAAGGAAUCGUGAUAGUGCCUUAAGUAAUGUAUGGGGUGCAUUUCAGGAUUCGGCCACAGCAGUGGCACAUCUCUACAGAGAGCGUUCUUCGAACACGUAUCCUGAUACAGGCGCAUUAUGGCUUCCAUUUCAAACAGCUGCAGGCACGGUAACCACACUAUACAAAGAGGCAUGUGAUGGUGUUAAACGUACCAGUGAUUCAGCUGUGCAGUGUGGCUAUCAGCGUCGUACACGUGAAUUGGCCGACUGGGCCAGGAGUAAAAAACGUCGUAUGAUACGUCGCGAGGAUCUUUUAGCCUAUUUGGCUGGCAAGCCGCUAACAAAUACUAAUCGUCGUUCACCAAAGCCAGAACAUUCGCACAAUCACCCAAACACCGGUGCUGUGUUCAACACAAAUGCUUCACACCAUACACCGCCUCAUAUGUAUAGCACACAUCAUCAUCACGCUCAACAUCAGCAUCAGAAUCACCAUCAUCAAGUAGCCGGCGGUGGUGGUGCAGCCAGUGAGCCAAACAGUGAUUUGCAUACAUUUAAAGAAGCGCUUGUCUUGCGGCCACGGGGCCCCGAACUAUUUGCAUUUGUUGCCAACGAAAUCGCCCGUCACUGCAAACGUCCAGCCAGUCCCAUCGAUGAUAAAAUGGACAUCUGCCAUUAUAGCAGUAAACGACAGCGUUUUAUGUAGAAUUUUUUUUUUAUUUAACUUACAAUGGUAGUGUUAAAGCAAAUUACGCAUAAUUAACCAUUUAAAUGGCAGAGUCACACAGGCAGUAGCAAGGAUAUAUAGCGAAAAAAGCAAAAGGAAAGGUCAAAAAGCAAAACUUGAAUCAUAAAUAAUAAUAAUUUAGAACAUCUCAAGGAAAUACGAAAACUAUUCAAUACACACUAUAAUAAUAAUCAUAAUCGGCAAUUAGUGGUGAAAAGAUUUGUGAAAAAACCGUAAAACAAAAACAUAUUAAAUUUGGUAAUAAAAACAAAAAAAAAAAAAACUAAA